AUGGGGCAUCAGAAUAGGGAGGAGCAGGAGAAUCAAGGGAGACAGAGAGGGAGAUAUAGAGAGGAGAUGGGAGCAAGGAAUCUGAGUUUGGAGCUGGAAAGACCAGUGGCGGCUAUGGAGGGAAGUCUUCGAUUGGAAGAAGAAAGGUCCCAGGGUAGCGCCGGCCAAACAGGAACGAAGGAGGAGACGGUGGAAACGGGCCUAACCCUAGGGCCGACGCAACAAGUGGGAGGAGCAGGAGGAGCCCAAAGCUUGGGUAACCUAGGCCCAACAGAUAUAUAUCUGUACCAGCACCAACAAGAGGCUUUGGAGGAGGAGAUGGGCUGCAGACAAAAGAAAAGAAAAGGGACGGGCCUGAAGAGCAGGGACAGGCCCAGUAGUGGCAAAAAUGAGUUGGCCGAAAUUCCAUAUGGCCCAGCAGAGAUGGUGUUCAUGGGAGGGCCUGGGGAAAAAAACAACAAGAAGAAGAAUAAAAAAUACAGAGCUCACUCGAUCAACAGCGCAAGGGAGGGUAUAUCUGAAGAGGAGCAAGGAAGGGACACGAGGGCAGCGGUGGUUCGCCAGAAGCUACCUCUCCGGGAAUGA
Linum trigynum is the source of this 585-nucleotide messenger RNA. The record is from the annotation of a GenBank genome assembly. Lineage: Eukaryota; Viridiplantae; Streptophyta; Magnoliopsida; Malpighiales; Linaceae.